AUGGCCCUGCGUAAUGCUAUUGCCGACACCUUUGAUCAGCUGGAAGCUGACCCGGAUGUGCAAGUGAUCAUCCUCACAGGGGCAGGCCGCGCCUUUACGGUAGGGCUGGAUCUGAAAGAACUGGGGGGUGAAAAGCCGGCUGAUGCAGCGGUCUCGAGCCGCGAUCUGAGUGAUGCCAUCGGCGCACUGAGCAAGCCCGUUAUCGGCGCAGUGAAUGGCUUUGCCAUCACUGGUGGCUUCGAAAUUGCACUGAUGUGCGACUUCCUCAUCGCCAGCCCCAAUGCCCGCUUUGCAGAUACCCACGCAAGAGUUGGGGUUGUUCCCGGCUGGGGGCUGUCACAACGUUUGCCUCGUUUGAUCGGCAUCAACCGCGCCAAAGAAUUAAGCCUGACCGGCAAUUAUCUCGAUGCCGAAACGGCCUGCGCCUGGGGGCUGGUGAAUCGCGUUGUGCCCGCGGAAGAAUUACUGUCCACCUGUGAAGCCCUGGCACGGGAUAUCGUCAGCACCGACCCAGUCACUCGCGGCGAAAUCCGUCGGAUCAUGGACGCCGGCUGGGCUGCGACGCUGGACGAGGGCCUGCAACUGGAAGACACCGCCAGCCGCGCGCAUUCGAAAAGCCAGGUACGCGCAGAUAAAGUUGCCCAGCGGCGCAAAGAUAUUCAGAGCAGAGGACGGGUGCAGACUGAUGGGUAA
This is a messenger RNA of Symbiodinium necroappetens, 693 nucleotides long. NCBI's taxonomy places the organism in Eukaryota, Dinophyceae, Suessiales, Symbiodiniaceae. The record is from the annotation of a GenBank genome assembly.